Messenger RNA from Pogona vitticeps (central bearded dragon), 1428 nucleotides. RefSeq names its product C1q and TNF related 2 (gene C1QTNF2). Gene Ontology annotation, molecular function: protein binding. The record is from RefSeq and is a predicted model, not a curated record. NCBI's taxonomy places the organism in Eukaryota, Metazoa, Chordata, Lepidosauria, Squamata, Agamidae.
UCCAAAUAUGCCUCAGGCACAAGGCAGCCAAGAAGAGCUGAAGCGGCUGCAAGAAAGAGGGAAUGCGGGCGAAAGGCACUCGUUCUUACCAAAUUCGGGGAAGACCCUGGGGAACGGGAAAUUUCAAGCCCUUUAUUGAAAGGAAGUCCUCUGAAACGAAGAAUAAACGAUCCCACAAAGCUGCAGCAUAAUGUACCACGGGGGAACAUCCAUUUAAGACCCCGCAGAUCCCUUCCCGGGUGCCAGAAUCUUCUUUGCGCUCAUACCACAAUGAUCUUCCUUGUUCUCUUUGCCUGGGUUGUGCCUUGCAUAGCCAACCAGCUUCUCAGCAGCUUUCUAAAAGCAGAAGGUUCCAGGCAACUCAUAUGCAGUGUGCCAGGACCACAAGGUCCUCCUGGUGCCCCUGGACCUCCAGGGGCCCCUGGAAAUAUUGGAAGGAUGGGCUUCCCAGGAAAGGAUGGACAAGAUGGAAAAGAUGGGGAGAAAGGAGAGAAGGGAGAGGAAGGUCCACAAGGCAAAACAGGAAAUGCAGGCAAACAAGGACCAAAAGGAAAAGCAGGGGCCAUUGGCAAAGCUGGGCCCCGGGGCCCAAAGGGUCCAAAGGGAAACCCUGGGAAAAGCGGUGGACAAGGAAAGAAAGGCCCCAAAGGAGCACAAGGAGAUCUCGGGAUGCCAGGCCCUUGCAACUGCAGGGCUAAGAAAGCCAGGUCUGCUUUCUCUGUUGCUGUGACCAAAAGCUACCCAAGAGAAAGGCUGCCCAUCAAAUUUGACAGGGUCCUUAUGAAUGAAGGUGGAAAUUACAACACCUCUAGUGGAAAGUUCAUAUGCAGCAUCCCUGGCAUCUACUACUUCACCUAUGAUAUCACAUUGGCCAAUAAACACUUGGCUAUCGGACUUGUGCACAACGGCCAAUACAGGAUAAAAACAUUUGAUGCCAACACGGGGAACCAUGACGUUGCUUCUGGAUCCACCAUCCUUUCAUUGAAACAGAAUGACGAAGUCUGGUUGCAGAUAUUCUACUCUGAACAGAACGGACUCUUUUAUGAUCCCUACUGGACAGAUAGCCUUUUCACUGGCUUUCUCAUAUAUGCUGACCAGGAUUAUCUCAAUGAACUAUAAGGGGAAAUUGUCAACACCAACCAACCCUGACUGAACAUGGAGCCUGAAAAUGUACAGCUAUAAUGUAUAUUUGUUUUUUGUUUUCUUCAAACCUCCCUGUUUGGAAAACAGACCUAACCAGGACAGUUGACCAAAGCUACUACUAGUGCUAUAAUAUUUAUAGAUCUGCAAAAUCACUGUUUUUCUUAGUCUCGGCCUGUGCAACUUGUUAAACAAUAAUAUUUGUCAGUAAACUGGGUGUGGAAAUAAUUAAUGUAAAGGUGUUUGGAAGUAUGUAUGUAUUAUGUGCCAUUAAGUAAAUUCUGAUUU